Drosophila willistoni is the source of this 1442-nucleotide messenger RNA. RefSeq names its product F-box/WD repeat-containing protein 4. The transcript is spliced from 3 exons. The coding region runs from base 156 to 1385 and encodes 409 amino acids. Lineage: Eukaryota; Metazoa; Arthropoda; Insecta; Diptera; Drosophilidae. Gene Ontology annotation, biological process: SCF-dependent proteasomal ubiquitin-dependent protein catabolic process. Gene Ontology annotation, molecular function: protein binding. The record is from RefSeq and is a predicted model, not a curated record. Gene Ontology annotation, cellular component: SCF ubiquitin ligase complex.
AUGAAAGACAUAAUCUGUUGAAAAUUAAAAAAUGUACAAUUUUCAUUCGUAGCAAACAUACUUACAAGCAGGAUAUUAACUACAAUUGUAUCUGACGACGACAAGAAGACCUUCAUCUAACGGCAACGGCCCGGGAGGACAAAUGUUCUAGCAUUAUGUUGAAGCUUACGGACUUGAAUACAGACUGCCUCUUGAAGAUAUUUCAAUAUUGCUCGGAGCGGGAGUUGGUUGCUCUAUGCCGGGCAAAUGUUUUUCUAUGCGGCAUUAUAGAGAGACACAUUUUCUAUGGCUUGACGCAGGAUCUGAUAAUGUGUGGUCAUCGGAAUUCACCUAGCAUAGAGGAGAGAAACAAAACACAAUUGACCUACUGGGAGAGAUUGAAAGUGUCAAAGAAUUGGGUGAGCGGAACUUAUCAGGAACGCCCGUACUAUCAUCAUGCACAAAUGUUUCCGACCAAAUUGUGCCUGGAACGAGAUAACUUAUAUAUAACACAUACAAGAUAUUUAAGACGUUAUCGAAGAUCAAGCACCGAUGGUCUCCAGCGGCGUUACGAAGAGGAAAUCCGAGCACCCACCAACAGUGACAUUUCAGACUUUGUUAAGAAGGAUGACACUCUAUUUGCGGGUCGAGUGUGUGGCACAUGUUUUGUCUGGGAUCCCGAAGAAGGCAUCACGGAACAGAAAAUGCAUCAGGCUAGCGAAUAUUUGUAUUGUGUGGAUUUUGUCAAUGAACUUUAUACAACUAGCACAGAUAAAUGCUGCAAAGUGUGGCAUCGAUCGCAGGAGUUUGGCUUGACCCAUUUCGAUUUGGUCAUUCAGUUGCCACAACAUUCAUUCAAAUCACUUAAGCUCAGCUCAGAUGGACAAUGGCUCUAUGGUGGACUCUACACAGACAAAGAAAGGAGAGCUCUGCGUGCCAUACAUAUAGAAAGCGGCGAGGAAGUUGUAUUUAAUUCGAAUACCAUUUCCAUAUACGAUCUUAAAAUCAAAGAUGACAACAUUCUAUUCACUGCCAACUUUGAUACGACAUUUCGGCUAUUUGAUCGUCGUAUAGAUCGAGAUGUCGCCAUUUAUGAGGAUCCGUUUGACUCAUCCUUCUAUUGUCUGGAAUAUGAUGGAUUGUACGGUGUGCUCUGUGGCACCAAUCGUCAUGCCCGUGUCAAUCUUUACGACAUUCGUAUGCCCAAAUAUGUGCAGCUUUACUUUCCCGGCCGAACGCGCCAGCAUAAUAGUCGAUCGCCAGUUUAUAGUCUAGCCUGUGAUAGUCGCUAUAUGUUUGUGGCCACCGAUCAUAAUUUACGUGUGUUUGACUUUAAAACAAAUUGUGGAAUUCAAAGGGAUUAUGCCAACAUGUACGACCAAACCCAAAGAUACAUUAAAGUGUAAACAAAACUUGUACAAACCACCAAAUCGUCCUAAUAAAUUGAAUCUGUGAAAAAAAUA